GGAGUGCUAGUUGAGUAGUAUACGGCAGUUGUUGUUUGUAGUUGUCAGAGUAAUGUUAUGGUGACAGGCACGUCUCGUGCUUAUCUACCUUUUUUUAUAGAAGAUGAAUGGUGAACACUGCCUGGAACUAUGCAAUGUGUUUCACACAGGUCAUGUGGAACCAGGUACCUGCAUGCAAAGACUUAUGGGCAAUGUGAAGACAGGUAUUAUUUUGAAAGAUGUGUCACUCGAGGUUCAUGGUGGAGAAGUUCUCGCAGUUCUUGGGUCUAAAGGAAGUGGAAAACGUGCAUUGUUGGAGGUGAUUUCACGGCGUGCCCAAGGUCCUACUAGGGGGCAGAUAUUAUUGAAUGGAAUGCCAAUGUCAUUAAGAUUGUUUCAGCAAAGUUGCGGAUAUGUUACUCAUAAGUGUGACCUUCUUCCUGCAAUUACAGUGGAGCAGACAUUGUAUUAUGCUGCUCAACUGACAAUUGGAUCUAAGAUCUCACACUAUGUGAAAGCAUCAAGAGUUAAACAAGUCAUGGCUGAUCUUGCAUUGACCCAGGUGGCUAACCGUGGAACACAGUAUCUUACACCAAGUGAAUAUCGUCGUCUUAUGAUAGGAGUUCAGCUUGUUAGAGAUCCAAUUCUGCUGCUGCUAGAUGAACCGACAUGGGACUUGGAUCCUUUGAACACUUAUCUUAUAAUAUCCAUUCUUUCAAACCAUGCACGAAAAUAUGGAAGAAUUGUUGUUCUUACAAUGGAGAAACCUCGUUCAGAUGUUUUUCCAUUUUUGGAUCGUGUAAUGUAUCUAUGCCUAGGAGAUGUAGUUUAUACUGGUGGCACUCGACUUAUGUUAGAUUACUUUCGCAGCAUUGGAUUUCCAUGCCCUGAACUUGAGAAUCCUCUCAUGUAUUACUUGUGCUUGUCAACUGUGGACCGUCGAUCUCGUGAGCGUUUUAUUGAAUCAAAUCACCAAAUAGCUGCUCUCGUGGAGAAGUUUAAAAUAGAAGGUGGACCUUUCCGGAAAUCUUCUAGUUCUACUGUUGGCAAUGUUGUCCCUGAUGGUCCAGACCUAGUUCAUGGAGGUGUGGCAGCAAACUCGAACAAAGUCCCAUUGUCAGCAUUUGGGAGACCAGGGUGUUUACGUGUUAUGUGUAUGCUGUAUAUGAGGUGUUUGGCAACUACAUUCAACCUAAAGAGAACAGGUGUGACUUGUCUUGCCUUACGUUUGCUGGCAUUGCCGAUAUUUCAUUUUCUGUUGUGGAUCUUCUACAGUGGAAUGCAGGAUUAUCAGAGGACAUUUAUCACUCGUAAUGGGCUUGUAUUUAACUGUAUUGCAGGUGCAUAUGUUGUCGCAAUAAUUGUAACAGCCUGCACAUUUCCACCUCAUCGAACUCGAUACUAUCAAGAAGCCCAAGAGGGGUUGUAUAGUGGACCACUUUUUCUUUUGUGCUAUCUGCUGUAUUCACUGCCAUUUUCAGCAGUUUCUGUUGCAGCGGCGUCAAGAAUUUCAUUUGAAUUGAUUGGUAUAAAGGCUUUGUCCGAGUGGCUUCUGUUUGGUGGCAUUUUGUGGGCUUGUUACUUACUGGCUGAACAGCAAACUAUAGCAAUUCUGAUGACUGUAUGCAGUUCUUUUAGAGCUGCUGUCUGCAGUCUUUAUAUAUCAACAGUAUAUCUGAUACUUGGGAGUGGCGUUUUGAGAUCAUUUCAUGGACUUCCAGACUGGCUGUUAUAUUUGACAUAUGCAACUCAAUCUCGAUAUGCAGGAGCAUUUCUGAGCCAGCAGAUCUUUACAAAAGAUGGUCUCCUCAACAACUUGCCAUAUGAUGCUAAUGUGAACUGUACAUCAUUUUUUCUUUCACAGAGCUCCUCACAAGCCUCUUCCUCCUCCUUUGUGUGUAGAUAUGCAAAUGGAAUGGCAUUCCUUUCAGAACGUUAUGGGAAGAAAGAUGGAGUUGACACUUUGGCAGAAAUUUUGGAUCGUGAUUUAAAUUUUGGUGUAGUAUAUGCCUUUUCCAUUGGCCUCAUCAUAAUAAAUGCACUUCUCUACCUUGUUCCACUGCCAGCUUUUGUGAAAGCAAAGUUUCGUGAGUAAAUGAAUUGCCGUUCUCCUCAAGAUAUACUGAUAAAGACACGUUUAAAAUGUUGUAGCAUAUCAGAAAUGUAUGACGUCAUAGUCUUGUCAGUGGCAAGGAACUGCACACAUUUCACAAAUUAAUGUGAUGUUGGUUACUCAGAUACCUAUGCCAGGUACUGCUAACAGCAGAAUAUCUCCAAAUUGCAUUGAUCUGUACUGACACUGAUAUGAUAAAUGACACUAGCUACUCAAAUAAACAGGAUCCAAACUGUUGUGACCAGACAAAACCAAGGUCAACUGGCCAUAACUGUGGGUUCUUUGAUUGCUGUGGGAGAAGGCUCAUCAAACUAUAACACGUGAAAUAUUAGUUCACUUUAUUACAUAAAUGAAUAAAAGAUUUACUUAACUUUAACACAGUUCUUUGCCUCAGGAUUGCUUGAUAAUUUACGACUGCCAUUGACUAGGAAAGCAUCACUUGAUGCACAGGUUAACAAACUAUCCUUUUGCAGUACAAAAUGCAUUAUUUAUGAAAGUACAUUUCAUCAGAAACUUUUAACUGUUACUGUCCUACCCGAUUGAUGUUGACUACAACUGUAGCUGAGGUCUCGAACUGGAGGAAAGCUCUUCCAAGCUCGGCUAAACAUUCUGCUGCUGUGUUGAGAGGAGAGGUGUUGGCAUCAGGAGUACCUUUGAUUCAUCAUUGCCGUCUGCAGUGGAACCUCACUAGCAUCUGUGGUAGCGAUAUGCAUUGUUUACUUUGGCGUGACGCCACAAUCUCUGAAUGAUACCACUGACACAGUACUUACAAGAACUUAAAAAUGAUAGUGUCAUGUAAUUCUACUUUCCUACAGCAUCCACCAUUUAGAAAACAUUUUGCACAAUUCCCGACAGGUUUUCUCAUUUAAAACAAUCUGGACAACUGGUGGGAAAAGACAUAUAAGAAUCAGUUGAGAAAUGUUACAUUCCUAUUAUUUUUCAUUUCAUACACCUGGACUUUUUCACUUACAUAAUGGGGAGGGGAGGAUGGAUGGAUGGAUGGAUGGAUGGAUGGAUGGAUGGAUGGAUGUAUGUAUCAAAUAUGUAUUACACUUAAUCAAUUGGAUAAACUCAACCAGAUCAGAACAGUACUCUUUAUAAAUUGGAAGAGAGAGAUUGUUGUAUUGUUGUGUAAAAUAUUUAUAAAAUUUUCAUAUUGUACUUGUAUUUUUCUGAGAACUGUAUGUAUUGAAAGGUAUUCUCUUUCAUGAAUAAAUCUAGCAUAACGU
Molecule: messenger RNA, 3321 nt
Organism: Schistocerca piceifrons (Central American locust)
Lineage: Eukaryota; Metazoa; Arthropoda; Insecta; Orthoptera; Acrididae
Product: ATP-binding cassette sub-family G member 5
Exons: 11
Coding region: 104-2074 (656 amino acids)
Cellular component (GO): plasma membrane
Molecular function (GO): ATP binding; ATP hydrolysis activity
Source: RefSeq, a predicted model, not a curated record